Molecule: messenger RNA, 2887 nt
Organism: Amblyraja radiata (thorny skate)
Lineage: Eukaryota; Metazoa; Chordata; Chondrichthyes; Rajiformes; Rajidae
Source: RefSeq, a predicted model, not a curated record
GGUGGAUGUGGUAAUAUUUCCCGGCACACGAGUCUUGCUUAUAAUAAAUUGAAAGUGAAACGGCUACAGAUUGGAGUUGCAACCGUGGCAAAACGUCGCUUCCGUUUUGAUGGGAUUGGUCGUAAAGUUCAUACUUCAUUGCAUUUGUUUGCAGCAAGCAUCAGUCGGGUGUUUGACUUUAGAGACAGUCGGAGCGGUCGUGAACAGGCGGCAGAAACCUUUGGACACAUUGGUUGGGACUGAGCAUCCAGGAAAGGAUGACGGAAAAGCGCUACGACCCCAAUGACAGCACCCUGAAGUUUGUACAGAGAAAGGACGAGAUCACAGGUUUAAAAAAAAACAUUACUUUAUAUCGGAAAAAUAUUUUCUUUAUCUCCUUUGUAGGCGAUGAUUACCCAAAUGUUCUCAGAGUGGAGAUGUCCUGUGGACAUGCUGUGGACCCCACAUCUCUGACCGGAUGGUGUCGUAGCCUGAUAGAUCGUGGUCAUUCCACAUUCCACUGCCCUGCUAUAAAGGGUGGAACAGAAGAAAAGUGCAACAAGGAAUGGCCCUAUGUGGAGGUUCGCAGGCAUGCGUUGCUGACUGACGAUGAACAGAAGUAUUUUGAAGAGAAGGUUGCCUUACUCGCUGCGGCAGCAAAGUACUGUGAAUUCAGCACGUGCCCUGGAUGCCAGACUUGUGUCGAGCGAAAAGAUCUGACAAAUCUUUCAGUGAGAUGUUCCAUUUGUACAGCACAAAAUGGAAGAUGCUAUGAAUUUUGCUGGCAAUGUUCGAAGCAAUGGAAGGGCCGAGCACCCCGUUCUGAUCGAUGCGACAAUGAAGGAUGCACAAACAUUCAGCUGGACGCCCUUAAGAACUGUGACAUGAAAACUUUAUCCUACAGUAACAUCCAAUGCCCUAAAUUCCGCGCUUGUCCCACAUGUGGGAUUAUUAUAGAGCAUAAAGCAAUGUGCAAGUAUAUCCUGUGCUCCAGGUGUCAUGUGGAGUUUUGCUUUGCUUGCCUUAAGACCAAAGCAAUUUGUGAAAGAUCAUCUAGCUAUUCUGCUACUUGUGCUAAUCCUGUGGUCCCGAGGCAAACAAGUAUUCCCACGUGGACUCGCACUCCAAAUACAAGUAUUCGCUGGAUGAAUCACAUACUGAAUAUACUCUCAGAAAAUACCAAUGAUGAUGAUCUUCCUACCAAUAAUGAGAACCCAUCGUGUACAAUUUUGUAAAGCAAGAAUCUGAUUGCACAAAAACAUAAUAAUUGACGCAUUGCCAUUAAGCAAAAUAUUGAUCAUUGCUGACCUUAUUUUGAUGAUACAAAUUGCUUAUACUGCUAAAAGAUUAAUUUUGUAUGGCAAUAACACAAUAUAGCAUCCCACAACAAAUAUGAUCACCUCAAUUGUAAUUUCAAUUUGCAUCCAUCAUAAUGUUAACUCUCAAUUAAUGUGGCAUUUAAUCUGAAUAUCUGGUUAAAUUUAAGGUAACAUCAAAACCAACUCAUAUUCCAUUAUGGAUGUGGGUGAAUCUUUAAACCUCAGGGGUGAUGGUUUGAACAACUGAAUUAUUUUGACAUUUUUAUUUUAAAAUUCAUUUCUUAAAUAUGUGAAUGAAUUAUGCAAAAUUCAUUGCAUUUUUUCCGUCAAUUUACAGAUUUAAUUUCACAUUCACAUUCAAAAGAAUGGACAGGAAUUUAUUGUUUAAAUAUUGAUAAAUCAGCUGCCUGUGCACUGUUUUAACCUGUAGAAUGCAUACUAGUAUUGGUUUGUGUGGCUCGGACAGGGUUUUUCUUUUAGGUUUGUUAUUUUAUUCAUGUUAUACCAGCUCUUUAAUGUUUGAUUUCUUCAAAUAAAAUGACCAGACGUUUGGCACAAGAAUUCUGCAUGUUUGUGUUGAAAAUGUACAAAAUGUCUCUCGUGACACAGAAUAAAUGGGCAAGAAUUAGAUGUGAAACAAUUAGAAGCUAUUUCCAAAAUCCAAUACCUACCUGAGAAAAAUAAGUUGUUAGUUUUUGUAUAACUUUCUUUUAAAACUGUUUAACCAGCAUCCAGCACAUCUCUAUAAUAUCUGUGGAAGUCACAGAAAGAUCACGGUCUUCAUAUACAGAGUUCACACAAACGUGUAUGAGUCAUUUAAAUUAGGAGCAGGUGUAGCCCGUUGAUCACCUCCACUACUAAAGACUGGUUGAUUUGAUUGUAAACUCCACAUUUCCAUCUACGUACAGUAAACUUUCACUCCCUCACUAUUGAAGAAUCUUUCAACCACUGCCCUAACCCAACCACUUCACUUCCACUAUUCUUUGGGGAAACAUUUCAAAGACUGGUAACCAUCAGCUAGAAAAAUAAAACAAUAUCUUUGUCUUAUCAAAUGUAUUUGAUAAAUAGAAGUAGGUAAUGGAAGUUAAUUGAUAGUGAUUUUAGAUCUGCAGAACUACUCUGGACAAAAUGAAUAGAAUUAAGAAUUUAUUUGAAUUAUUAAUUAGCUAAUUGUAGUUAUUUACAGACACACCUUGAUUUAUGCAAUAAGCGACUGAUGUAAACUUGUACUUACGUAAACAAUUCUGUACUCAGUACCUCCUGCAGUCAAGGGAGUUUGUAAUUUCAACAACACUGUACGAUCACUGAGGUUUACAUUAGAAACAAGGUGGCAAUGGGGGCAGUGCUUACCCAGAAGGCCAUGCACUGCAGAAAGUGCCCUACGGUGAUUCCAUCAAAAGUAAAAUCUGACAAGUAAAGGUUGACAGAACGUUACCCUAACUUAAAGCGGGCAGUGUUUGUACAUGUCCUUGUACUGAACAUUUAAAUAUGUAUUGUAUAGACUUUGGAAACCAUAUGUUGUGAUUAUGUUAGUGGGGAUUUAAUCAGAAUGUUAUUGUGGAAUUAUAUUAAAUUACACAUUGGAAGAU